AUGGCCAGAGGAAGUUCUGGAGCUCAUGUCGGAAACCCAGUUGUUGAGGGUAUGAUACUUAUCUCACACUCUUUUGCACGAGUCUUAUUCGACACUGGUGCUAUGCACUCACUUAUUUCCACUUCUUUUGUGAAAAUUUUGGGUUUAAAACCUGAGAACCUAGAGACCUCAAUGUUCAUGAACUCUCCAUUGGGAUGUGUGGAGGUGACUAGCAUAUGUAGGUCGUGUGUGAUCACAAUUGCAAGUGAGAAAUUGAGGGCAGACUUGAUAAUCCUUCCUGUGAAAUUGUUUGAUAUAGUGCUUGGAAUGGAUUGGUUGUCAAGAUACGGGGUGAUUGUUGAUUGCCACCGUAUGAGAGUUACCAUGACUACCGAUUCUGGCACGAUAGUAACAUAUCAAGGAGAGGGUGAAUCCGACAUCAUCGGGGAGAGUGUUGAGGUCCCCGUGGUCGAUGAGUACACAAUUGCUUUCCCUGAUGAGUUACCUGGUUUACCACCCAACCGAGAGAUCGAGUUUUGCAUCGAUUUUCUUCCGGAGACGGCUCUGAUUUCUAUCGCUCCGUAUCGAAUGCUACCCGCAGAGUUGAAAGAACUAAAGAAGCAACUCGAUGAGUUAGCAGAAAAAGAAUUUAUCAGGAACAACACUUCCCCGUGA
Molecule: messenger RNA, 654 nt
Organism: Morus notabilis
Lineage: Eukaryota; Viridiplantae; Streptophyta; Magnoliopsida; Rosales; Moraceae
Exons: 2
Coding region: 1-654 (217 amino acids)
Source: RefSeq, a predicted model, not a curated record